AUGUCUCGCCAUCAUCCCGACCUGGUCAUGUGCCGCAAGACAGCCGGCAUCUCCAUCGGACGACUCUGCGACAAAUGCGACGGCAAAUGCCCCGUAUGCGAUUCCUACGUGCGACCGACGACCCUCGUCCGAAUCUGCGACGAAUGCGCUUUCGGCAACUACCAGAACAAGUGCGUUGUCUGCGGUGGUGAGGGAAUAUCAGAUGCCUUCUACUGCUUUGAGUGCACCCGGCUGGAGAAGGAUCGAGAUGGAUGUCCCAAGAUCAUCAAUUUGGGCAGUUCGAGGACGGACCUGUUCUACCAGAAGAAGAAUUUCAGGAAUCAUUGA
Molecule: messenger RNA, 327 nt
Organism: Fulvia fulva
Lineage: Eukaryota; Fungi; Ascomycota; Dothideomycetes; Mycosphaerellales; Mycosphaerellaceae
Product: Pre-mRNA-splicing factor ini1
Exons: 2
Coding region: 1-327 (108 amino acids)
Biological process (GO): mRNA splicing, via spliceosome
Cellular component (GO): precatalytic spliceosome; catalytic step 2 spliceosome; U2 snRNP
Source: RefSeq, a predicted model, not a curated record